Molecule: messenger RNA, 4152 nt
Organism: Colletotrichum spaethianum
Lineage: Eukaryota; Fungi; Ascomycota; Sordariomycetes; Glomerellales; Glomerellaceae
Product: calcium-transporting ATPase 2
Exons: 3
Coding region: 1-4152 (1383 amino acids)
Biological process (GO): intracellular calcium ion homeostasis; calcium ion transmembrane transport
Cellular component (GO): membrane; intracellular membrane-bounded organelle
Molecular function (GO): ATP hydrolysis activity; P-type calcium transporter activity; ATP binding
Source: RefSeq, a predicted model, not a curated record
AUGGCCCUGCGCCGCAACGGAGAAAUCGAGCAUCCCUCUGCCACCGGUGUAGACAUCACGAAUGCCGCACCAGCCAUGGCACAGGAUUCUCAGAAUGAAGCCUCUAGCUCACCCGAGUCCCCCAAAGAGGAAGGAGUCAGCCCGACGACGAUCGCACCCGAAGGGGCUGGUGCUCCUUGGUCAGGGUCCCAGGAGAAGCCCUCGAAACCGAAGCUCCGCGCCGACACCUCCUUUGACGCCAAGGACAGCAGCAGGCCUCAGAGCCCGCAUAAUGUAUCGAGCCCGGUUGCGACCUUGAGAGGAAAGGACCGCGCCUUCUUGGCCGUACCCAGCAAUUUGCGCUCUCGACAGAACUCGAUCGACUCCGACGACAUGUCCUCCCAGGGCGAGACCAUCGCCGUUUUGAGCCAGUCAACCGAGAAGACUAUGAAACCUAGUCCCAUGUCCAACGACAAGAUCAUGAACGACGAGACCGCCCUGCGACCCGACAAGGGGAGCGAGGGUGACUUUACGAUGGAGGACAACCCAUUCGCCUUCACCCCCGGCCAACUCAACAAGAUGUUCAACCCGAAGAGUCUUGCUGCGUACUAUGCGCUUGGAGGUUUGACUGGUAUCGAAAAGGGCCUCCGCAGUGAUCGCAAGGCGGGUUUGAGUUUGGACGAGGUACAUCUUGACGGACGAGUUUCUUUCAGCGAGGCGACAAGUCACACCCGCUCUUCUGGCGAUUUCAAGGAGAGCGAAGCGCCGGCAGCGCCCCCGAGGCAGAACACUGGCCAUCACACUAAGCACGGCGACGGCGGCUUCUCCGACCGGAAGCGCGUUUUUAGGGACAACCGAAUUCCCGAGAAGAAAGGCAAGACUCUCCUUGAACUGAUGUGGAUCACCUACCAAGACAAGGUCCUCAUACUCUUGACCGUUGCUGCGGUUGUUUCACUCGCUAUCGGCAUCUACCAGACGGUGGGUUUGCCGCACGCAGCGGAUGAGCCCAAGGUCGAGUGGGUCGAGGGUGUUGCCAUCGUCGUCGCCAUCGCCAUCGUCGUUAUCGUGGGAUCUCUCAACGAUUACAGCAAGGAAAGACAAUUCGCCAAGUUGAACAAGAGGAAGAAGGACCGCAAUGUCAAGGUUGUCCGCUCGGGUAAGACCAUUGAACUUUCCGUCCACGACCUCUUGGCUGGAGACGUCAUUCAUCUCGAACCGGGUGAUCUCAUCCCUGUCGACGGAAUUCUCAUCGAGGGCUUCAAUGUCAAGUGUGACGAGUCUCAGGCUACCGGAGAGUCGGAUAUCAUCAAGAAGCGGAACGGUGAGGAGGUUUUCAACGCCAUCCAGAACGGCGACGACCCCAAGAAGCUCGACCCCUUUAUCCAGUCUGGCGCCCGGAUCAUGGAGGGUGUUGGCACUUUUAUGGUCACCUCAACCGGUAUUCACUCAUCGUUCGGAAAGACUCUCAUGGCUCUGGACGAGGACCCCGAAGUUACGCCGCUGCAGUCGAAGCUCAACACCAUUGCCGAAUAUAUCGCCAAGCUUGGAGGUGCUGCUGGUCUCUUGCUCUUCAUUGUCUUGUUCAUCGAAUUCCUGGUCAGGCUUCCCAAGCAGCCGGCCUCCGUCACCCCGGCCCAAAAGGGACAGGAUUUUAUCAACAUUGUCAUCACCGUUGUCACCAUUAUUGUUGUCGCCGUACCCGAAGGACUUCCUCUCGCUGUCACACUGGCCUUGUCAUUUGCCACGAGACGCAUGUUGAAGGACCAGAACCUCGUCAGACACCUCAAGGCUUGCGAGGUCAUGGGCAACGCCAACACCAUUUGUUCGGACAAGACUGGAACCCUGACGCAAAACAAGAUGCAGGUCGUUGCUGGCACAAUUGGCACCACUCACCGUUUCGGUGGGCAGCGGCCUUCUAGCUCUAGCGGCGAUGCCAACGCCGCGCUGGAUGGCGCAGCUGACAUCUCAAUCGCCGAAUUCGCCAAGAUGCUCAGUACACCGGUUAAAGAGAUUCUCGUCAAGUCCAUCUCGCUCAACUCGACGGCGUUCGAGGGCGAGGUCGAUGGCGAGAAGACAUACGUUGGAUCGAAGACGGAGACGGCCUUGCUUUUGUUGGCUCGUGACUACCUCGGCAUGCACCCCGUCGCCGAGGAACGCGAGAACGCCAAAAUCCUUCAACUCAUCCCCUUCGAUUCUGGUCGCAAAUGCAUGGGUAUUGUUGUUCAACUGCCGGACGGGCGCGCAAGAGUUUAUGUCAAGGGUGCUUCUGAGAUUGUCCUCGGAAAGUGUACUCAGAUCUUCCGGGACCCCUCCCAGGACGCCACGCUCGUGCAGAUGACCGAGACCAACUUUCAGACGAUUACUACUCUCAUCAACACCUACGCUUCUCGAUCGCUUCGAACCAUUGGUCUUGCCUACAGAGAUUUCGAACAGUGGCCCCCUCGCAACGCCCGCCGUGUGGAUGGAGGCGAAAACGUCGACUUCGAUUUCAUGUUCCGAACCAUGGCUUUCGUCGGUAUGGUUGGCAUUCAGGAUCCCUUGCGCGAGGGAGUUCCCGAGGCUGUCAGGCUUUGCCAGAAGGCGGGCGUCAUGGUUCGCAUGGUUACUGGAGACAACAAGCUCACAGCCGAGGCCAUCGCCAAGGAGUGCGGCAUCCUGCAGCCCAAUGGUAUUGUCAUGGAAGGCCCUGAAUUCCGCAACCUGAGCAAGGCUGAGCAAGAGGCCAUUAUCCCGCGACUUUGCGUCCUUGCCCGCUCCAGCCCCGAGGAUAAGCGUAUCUUGGUGAAGCGCCUCAAGGCCAAGGGUGACAUCGUUGCUGUUACCGGAGACGGAACCAACGAUGCUCCUGCACUCAAGACGGCCGACGUUGGCUUCUCCAUGGGUAUUGCUGGUACCGAAGUUGCCAAGGAAGCAUCCUCGAUCAUUCUCAUGGACGAUAACUUUAACUCCAUUGUCAAGGCCUUGAAGUGGGGUCGUGCCGUCAACGACGCCGUCAAACGCUUCCUCCAGUUCCAGCUCACGGUCAACAUCACUGCUGUCAUUCUCACCUUCGUUACUGCGGUUAGCAGCACUUCCGUGCUGACUGCUGUGCAACUGCUCUGGGUCAACCUGAUCAUGGACACACUUGCUGCUCUUGCCCUUGCCACGGACCCCCCUCAAGACAGCGUGCUCGACAGGAAACCCGAGAGGCGUAAUGCGUCAAUCAUUACUACUACCAUGUGGAAGAUGAUUCUGGGACAGGCGGUCUACCAACUUGCGAUCACAUUUAUGCUCUUCUAUGGAAAGGAAGCUAUUGUCCCCGGCCCCGAGCACAUUCCUGAUGAUCAGAUCGCCACGUUGGUCUUCAACACCUUCGUGUGGAUGCAGAUCUUCAACCAAUGGAACAACCGUCGUUUGGACAACAACUUCAACAUUUUCGAGGGGCUUACAAAGAACUACUUCUUCAUCGCCAUUAGCGCUAUCAUGAUUGGUGGACAGAUUCUGAUCGUCUUCGUCGGCGGUGCGGCUUUCCAGAUCGCUUCCGAGGGUCAGACAGGCACCCAAUGGGCCAUGGCUAUCAUUCUGGGUGCCAUCUCGAUUCCGUUUGGUGUCAUCAUCCGUCUCAUUCCCGACGCUCUCAUCGAGCGCCUCGUUCCCGACUACCUCAAGCGCCGUGCCAAGGACACUGUCCCUGGUCUUACGGUGUCGGACGAGGAACAAUUCGAGAUGUACCCGGAGCCACUUUCGGAUCUCCGCGACGAACUGGCGUUUAUUAAGCGAAUGAAGGGAGGACGCUUGAACAACCUUAAGUUCGCUGUACAACACCCCCGCGAAACGUUUGCCCGCUCGCGCAGCCCGUCACACUCGCGCAGCAACUCAAUCAAGUCGCCGUCGACGCCUACGCGAGAGGACAGCUUCGGCUCAACGGCCGCGACACCCAACUCUCGCAAGCGCUCCCACAGCUCGCGCAGUCGGUCUAAUUCGGCACUCGGCGCCCCGACCGUCAUGGCGGGUAUUGUGGCUGCUGGUAUCGCAGCCAACUGGUCACCGGCGGACCGCAGGCGUCGUGACAGCGACGACGACUCUGACAGCAACGUCAGGAGAGGAAUAUCGAGAGAGAACUCGAUACGCGAAGAACCUCGCGAAGAAGUCACGAACGAGAAGGCAGGGGAUGAGAAGACGGCACGGGAAUGA